AUGGCGCACCCUCAGUCUCUUGCCGAUGAGGAGGCUAUCCGGCCCGACGAGCAAACGCCGCUUCUCGGCAACGGAACAGGCCAAGGACAUGGCUCGGUCUCCGAAAUGCACCGGGUGGAUCCCCGAAUAGCACGCUGGCUCUACCUGUCGCAUUUCCUCUCGACUUGGAACUCUCGCAUGUUCGAGUUCGGCGCGGUGCUAUAUCUGGCGACGAUCUUCCCGGGGACAUUGCUGCCCAUGUCGCUCUAUGCGCUCGCCAGAGGUCUAUCGGCCCUGGUAUUCGCUCCUACGGUCGGACAGUACAUUGAUAAUAACGACCGGUUGAAAGUUGUUCGCGCUUCGAUAGUGUCUGUUUCAUGCAUCUUGUUUUAUGCCCUCUUUAUUGGGCUACCGCUUGGUGGUUAUGGACGCCCGGGUUUGCUGGCGCUCCUCUCCAUCAUGGCUUGUGUUGAAAAGCUGUACUCCAUCGUAAACAUGGUUUCGGUCGAAAAGGACUGGGUUGUCGUUCUCGCCAAGGGUGACACUGAGGCUCUGGCAACCCUCAAUGCGCAGAUCCGCCGGAUCGAUCUGCUCUGCAAGCUGCUCGGGCCGCUAUUCAUCGCUCUUAUUGACGGUGUAUCCACAGAGGCAGCUAUCAUCGUGAACUUCUCCAUGAACAUCGCUUCUGUUGUUGCAGAGUACUAUGCCAUCGCCAAGAUUUACAACGAGGACCCUGAUUUGCAGGAACCCAAGCCUAUGGCGACAUCUGUUUCCGAAAUCCAAUCGACGCCUACGAGGAUAUCGUUGAAGCCUGGCAGAAAUGUCUUGAUUCAUGUCAAACGGUCCGCAUCCGACUUCAAGUUCUAUUUCAGUCAUCGCGUAUUCCUACCGUCAUUUGCCUGUUCUCUAUUGUACCUCACGGUGCUUAGCUUUGGAGGUCAGAUGGUCACGUACCUUGUCGCAUCGGGCUACAACACAACAUAUAUCGGUAUAGCAAGAACGAUCAGUGUCAUCUUUGAGGUAAUGGCGACUUGGGUCGCACCCUGGCUUGUGGGACGAAUUGGACAAGUACGGGCUGGUCUCUGGAUGAGCAACUGCCAGGUUUUGCCGCUCAUUGGGGGUUUGGUGGCUUUCUGGGUCUUCAUGCCCAAUCCCCUAAUCUCGGCAACGAGUCUCGUAAUCGGGGUGAUCAUCAGCCGCCUUGGUCUCCGCGGCUUCGAUCUCUGUACCCAGAUCAUUGUCCAGGAGGAAGUCGAAGCCGAGAGCCGUGGCAGGUUUUCUACUGUGGAGGCAGCCUGGCAAAAUGCGUUUGAGCUGCUCUCAUACAUGGCGACCAUUUUCUUCUUCCGACCUUCGCAAUUCAACUGGCCUGCACUGGUCUCUGUUGCGGCCGUCACAUCUGCAAGCCUUGCGUACACAACUUUCGUUUGGCAAAGAAGAGGACAUCUAAUCCAUUUUGAAAAGUUCGGAUUGUAG
Molecule: messenger RNA, 1455 nt
Organism: Colletotrichum orchidophilum
Lineage: Eukaryota; Fungi; Ascomycota; Sordariomycetes; Glomerellales; Glomerellaceae
Product: iron transporter
Exons: 4
Coding region: 1-1455 (484 amino acids)
Biological process (GO): iron ion transmembrane transport
Cellular component (GO): membrane
Molecular function (GO): iron ion transmembrane transporter activity
Source: RefSeq, a predicted model, not a curated record